CGCAUUCUCGACCGCAACCGUAGAACAUCAUUAUCUCAAAUAUAGGUUCUCUACCGCAGAAGACCGUGUUUCGGCCACCACCGAGCCCCGUUCACAUGUCAACGAAAGGUGCCGAACAAUUGUCUUGUUCACACGUGUUCGGCACUUCGCAUCUUUCGUUGGCACUCGUGAAAACUCUGCCAUCCGAACCUCAGCUCUGCCAUACACGCCCUACAUCUGUGAUGGUGACGUUCUGUCAGUGGGAGGUGGCAAGCCCCACGUCCCAUGUCCUACUAACUGACAGUACUGCCGCUUACCCGUCAUAAAAGUUGCAAACACGCUGCCUCACGGUUCAGAUUGUAUUUCGGAGCAACGCGCGCCGGAUAUUACACCGGAUAAACCGGAGUGUGACAUUUCGCCUCUUUUAUACCUCUAUCAAUAUCUUUUUCACCGUACCCAUCUUUUUCUACAUUUGCUGUCUGCUCUCGUGUUUUUCACAUAUAUACGUGGCAGAUAAAACAACCUCGAUAACAUGUGCGGAAUUUUUGCAUAUCUGAACUAUUUGACACCGAAGAGCAGGAAAGAAAUCUUGAAGUUACUCGUAGGUGGCCUGAAAAGAUUAGAAUAUCGUGGAUAUGAUUCUGCAGGCGUCGCCCUUGAUAGCGCGGAUGGCAAGGACAUGUCAAUUAUCAAGAAACAGGGAAAGGUUAAGGCUCUCGAAGAGGAGAUAUUUUGUCACACCAAUCUUGAUUUCGAGUCGCAAAUUCAGUCCCAUCUGGGUAUUGCUCACACGCGAUGGGCGACCCACGGUGUACCAUCGGAAGUGAAUGCUCAUCCUCAACGCUCCGACAGUGAGCAUGGCUUUGUUGUUGUUCACAAUGGUAUUGUGACAAAUUAUAAGGAAGUCAAAACUCUGCUUACACAGAGAGGAUACGUAUUCGAGAGCGAUACUGAUACCGAAAUUAUUGCCAAAUUGAUUCAUCAUUUUUGGGUGCAACAUCCCAGGUACUCGUUUCGUGAACUCGUCGAGCAGGUUGUUCAGCAAUUGGAAGGAGCUUUUGCUCUUUGCUUCAAAAGCAAGUACUUCCCAGAUGAAUGCGUGGCUACGAGGCGUGGAUCGCCGCUUCUCGUUGGUAUCAAGACAAAAACAAGAUUAGCUACCGAUCAUGUGCCUAUUUUAUAUGGAAAAGAUGACCUUGAAUACACAAGAAAAGAAGGUGAAGCACCGUCUCAAGAUCAUCGACCACAUGGUAGAGAUACGGAACUUCCGGUUAUACCGCGUAGCGACAGCACGUCUGAAUUUCAACCCCUCGAGGAUAAGGAAGUUGAAUAUUUCUUUGCUUCUGAUGCGAGUGCCAUAAUCGAGCACACAAAUCGUGUGAUAUUUCUGGAAGACGAUGAUGUGGCGGCCGUCAAGGAAGGUACCUUGAGCAUUCAUCGCCUUCGUCGUUGCAUGGACGAUCCUCAUGCACGUGAGAUCACAACGUUGAAGAUGGAGAUUCAGCAAAUCAUGAAGGGCAACUAUGACUAUUUCAUGCAGAAAGAAAUUUUUGAACAGUCGGAAUCGGUGGUGAACACCAUGAGAGGACGUUUGAAUUUUCAAGAUAACUCUGUCACUUUGGGUGGAAUUAAAGAUUACAUUCCCGAGAUCAAAAGAUGCAGACGCCUCAUGUUGAUUGGAUGCGGUACGAGUUACCAUUCUGCUAUAGCUACGCGACAGCUUCUCGAAGAACUGACAGAAUUGCCGGUGAUGGUUGAACUUGCGUCCGAUUUCUUAGAUCGCAACACGCCAGUCUUUAGAGAUGACGUUUGUUUCUUUAUCUCUCAAUCAGGCGAAACAGCUGAUACUUUAAUGGCGCUAGAUUAUUGUAAAAGUCGUGGAGCUCUUAUUGUGGGUAUAACUAAUACGGUUGGUAGUAGUAUUUGUCGCAAGUCCCAUUGCGGCGUGCACAUCAAUGCCGGUCCCGAGAUUGGUGUGGCAAGUACCAAGGCUUACACUUCGCAAUUCAUUUCUCUCGUGAUGUUUGCACUAGUAAUGAGCGAGGACAGAAUCUCUCUUCGUGCGAGACGUUUACAGAUUAUUGAAGGUCUGAAAAAUCUUGAUAAUCUCAUUCGUGAAGUAUUAAAGCUUGAUGAUAAAGUAAAAGAAUUGGCUAAGUCUUUAUUUCAACAUAAGUCUCUGUUGAUCAUGGGUCGUGGAUAUAAUUUUGCUACAUGUAUGGAAGGUGCACUUAAAGUAAAAGAAUUGACAUAUAUGCACAGCGAAGGAAUUAUGGCAGGUGAAUUAAAACAUGGUCCAUUAGCUCUUGUUGACGAUUCUAUGCCAGUGAUUAUGAUUGUGAUGAGAGACCCGGUAUACAAAAAAUGCAUGAAUGCACUGCGGCAAGUUACUGCCCGAGAUGGCAAACCGAUCAUUAUUUGCGAGGAAGGAGAUGAAGAAACGAAAUCUUUUGCUGAUAGGGCACUUGAAAUACCCAAAACAGUCGAUUGCUUACAAGGAAUUCUCACUGUUAUUCCUAUGCAAUUAUUAUCAUUCCAUAUUGCGGUUUUGCGUGGUUGUAACGUAGACUGUCCAAGAAACUUGGCAAAAUCGGUUACGGUCGAGUAAAGAUCAAACAGAUACAAAUACGGUGUAAAUUCGUUCGGAAUAUGUCACAAAACCACAAGUUAUGUUUACUACGAUUUUAUGUUUCCGAAAUUUUUUAAACUAUACAAAGAUGAGAGAACAUAACAAAAGAAAAAAAAUA
Molecule: messenger RNA, 2726 nt
Organism: Nylanderia fulva
Lineage: Eukaryota; Metazoa; Arthropoda; Insecta; Hymenoptera; Formicidae
Gene: Gfat2
Product: glucosamine-fructose-6-phosphate aminotransferase 2
Biological process (GO): protein N-linked glycosylation; carbohydrate derivative biosynthetic process; UDP-N-acetylglucosamine metabolic process
Molecular function (GO): L-glutamine:D-fructose-6-phosphate transaminase (isomerizing) activity; carbohydrate derivative binding
Source: RefSeq, a predicted model, not a curated record